AUGAGCCAGUACCAGCCCAAUGCCGCUCCCGGCAAAUCCUUCAUUUCGAAGAUCAACUCGAAAUUCUCCACCAUGGCCAUCUCGCUGCACACAGAAAAAGACGGCCUGACAGAAGACGACACUCUUAUCCACAAUGCUUUUGUCAAGUUCUUUGAUGAACAGGGCCAGGGGUACCCGGAAUGGCUAGGAACCAAGAACCAGAACGGAGCUCAGCCUUACAGAGGCAGCUACCAGGAGCAGCUGAAGUACCAGCCUGUGCGUGCCAGCUACAACUCCACCCCCUCGGCAUCAACAAACUACUCCAACAACAGCGCCAACUACACCGCCACAAACCCCGCCACCGCCAGCCAAACGGGACCCAGACCAACGCUGGGUGGCUACUCCUCCUCGGACGAAAGGCCCGCCUACACAAGAAAGCUGAGCUCCAAGUUGCAAGACAUGUACCAGAGACUGAGGGCUUCUGCCGGAAGCCAGGGCAGCCCCAGUGCUCCUGGACGGAGCCAGUCGUCGGGCUCGACCCCUAGAAGCACCGCUGCAGGCCAACGGUUGCGUGAGAAGAUGAUGAACGGGUCCUCUGCCAGGCCCACCUGGGGCAGAGGCAACGAGUAG
This is a messenger RNA of Candidozyma duobushaemuli, 609 nucleotides long. It is a transcript of the gene MSO1, whose product is annotated as Mso1p. The coding region runs from base 1 to 609 and encodes 202 amino acids. The transcript has a single exon. NCBI's taxonomy places the organism in Eukaryota, Fungi, Ascomycota, Pichiomycetes, Serinales, Metschnikowiaceae. The record is from RefSeq and is a predicted model, not a curated record.